Molecule: messenger RNA, 1153 nt
Organism: Pollicipes pollicipes
Lineage: Eukaryota; Metazoa; Arthropoda; Thecostraca; Pollicipedomorpha; Pollicipedidae
Product: 39S ribosomal protein L40, mitochondrial
Exons: 7
Coding region: 307-945 (212 amino acids)
Cellular component (GO): mitochondrial large ribosomal subunit; mitochondrial ribosome
Source: RefSeq, a predicted model, not a curated record
UACCGUGCUUCCCCUCUCGAAAGAGGCCGAUUUAUUUAGGAUGAGCCGGUUUUUGAGCGGGAUUGGUGACGGGGCUCCGCUUUCCCCUCUCGGCGAAUAACGAAGUUGAAGCUACCAGAAAAGGACCCGUGUGAAGUGCUGUCGGCGAGUGACUGGGUGGCACGCCGCCGAAUUUCUGCGGUGUUGCGGGAGAGCACGCCCGCCUGCUUCUCUGUUCGAACCUUCUCCAAUGUCAAAGGUGUCAGCUGUUGCCGUAAGUGGUGGCCUUAAGGGCUGCUUUGGCGUAGAUGAAGUCAUAGGAAAAGGAUGGCGAUGGCCAUGGGGUGGUCAGCCCUUCAACGCCUGCCUGCAGCUGCCCUUGAUGCAAAAUUAUCCAGAGCCCUCUGCGGCCUCACGAUCGGUGUCAGUCGGAGCAUCACCACCUCGGCUCCGGCCGCCAUCGGGCUCACCCCGGCGCUCUGGGCGGAGCCGCUGAAGAAGAAGAAGCGCAUCGACCCGGCCGUGGUGCGCGCGCGGGAGGAGCGCAAGCGGCGCAAGCUGGAGAAGGCCAUCCGCCGGCUGGAGAAGGGCUCCCGGCAGCUGAAGCCGCUCGACGAGCUGGAGCUGCCGCGGCCCGUCCGCCAGGAGCUCAGGGAGAGACGGCGGCCCACGCAGAGCCUGACGUCGGAGCAAGCUGAUCAGCGGUUCGACCUGAUGAAGAACUGGGCCCGCUACAAGCGGCAGCAGCACGUGGCAGACGUGGCGAUGUUUCGGAGGAUUCGGGACUCACAAGAAAGAGCUUUGGAAGAGCUGAAAGCCGAGUCCUAUGAACUUUACUGCGAUGCCAUAUCGGAUGACCCGGCUCUUGUGCCGUUCGAGCACCGCGGGCCGACGCUAACGCCACCUAUACCGGGGUACGACUCACCAGACGGCGACUACAUCGACACCACCCGGAAAUGGGAGUAGCGGAGGCCGGCGGCGUCCCACUGUACGAAGUGGCUGCAGAACAGACUGGAGCGGAUGAAAAAGGAGUGGAAGAGGGCGGGGGUGUCAUGAAGGAGCUCAUCUGAUGACAUGUUAAAGAUGCAGUCAGUAGUUAAAGAGUUUGCAAUGCCGUUGCGCAAAUUACUGCACACUGGCAAAUUGUAGUGAAUAUAAAUCAUGAGGGUUGCGA